UAGCAAGUAUCAUCCGAAUUGACCUAAAUCUUCCGGUGAAAUCCUUUGAAACGUCACUGUCAUUGUCAAUAUCGACCAAUCAAAAUAGUUUUAUAAUGACAGGCAGAAUGAUUUUAAUUUUAAGUUUCUAGUGAUAGGUGAGAAGUGUAUUUAUUUUUGUGGUCAAUUUUUAUGGUUUUCCAUCAAAAUACUCAUCAGGAAAUAUAUUAAAAUAGUGAACAUUAAAUCCAUGGUUUCCAUAAUUGUGGUAUUACGUGUUUAAGCGUUCUGUUUUGAAACAAUAUUGAGAAUAUACGAUGCAACCAUUUGGAGAAAACAUGUCGAAUAUUCCUGCCUUUUUAGGCAAAUUAUGGAAAAUGGUAAAUGAUCCCAACACUGACCAUUUGAUUUGCUGGAGCCAGGCUGGUAACAGUUUCAUUAUACAAAAUCAGGCACAGUUUUGGUAUGAAUUGUUGCCGUUGUAUUACAAACAUAACAACAUGAGCAGCUUUGUUAGGCAGCUCAAUAUGUAUGGGUUUCAUAAGAUAUCUACGAUUGAAAACGGUACAAUGGAUGCGGACAAAGACGAGAUACAAUUUUUCCACAAAUACUUUCAGAAAGAUCAGCCGGAACUCCUGAGGAAUAUUAAACGAAAAGUUACUGUAGCUAAAUCGGAAAGUAAUAUACAAAAUGUGCUAAAAUUCGACGAUUUAUCCAAAGUUUUCACCGAUGUUAAGCAGCUAUACGGCAGGCAAUCUAACGUCGAUUCGCAAUUAAGCGCUAUGAAGCAGGAAAACGCUGUAUUAUGGAGAGAGCUGGCGAUGCUUCGGCAGAAACACUUGAAGCAACAGCAAAUAGUCAACAAACUGAUUCAAUUUUUGGUGACGUUAGUGCAACCUUCUCCCUCGUCGAGGAUGGGAGUCAGCGUGAAGAGGAGGAUGCCUCUCAUGCUGCACGAAAGCCCAAUGAAAAAACCGAAAAACAAAAAACCCAAUUGCCAUGACAAUGACAACGGGCCGACUAUACACGAGCUGGACAGCGAGAUUGAGAUUAUGCCUGACGAGCUCUUCAAUCAGGACAUCGAAGCCGAGGGAUCGGUAACGAGUCCUCAAACAUCCGUUACAUCACCACUGACCCCCCAAGCCGACUCUACAAAACCCUCUACUACAGUCUCAACAAGCAAAAGUAACCCCCAAGAAGGGUUAUCUACUGAAAACUUAUUCAUAGAGCUCGAUCCCGAUGAUUUGCUGAUGGAAAACCCAGCCGGGGGUAAUCAAUCGACGAACGAAAGCGACGAGAAAGUAUUUCUAAACCCGAUGGGAGGCAACACGCUGCUCAGCAACAUAGCCAAUGGAAGUUACAACGCCAAUGUGAUAAACGCGAAGAACGGAAAGAAAAUUAACAACAACAAACUAUCCGACAGUGUGCUCAACAGCUUUCUGGAAUUCAAGGAUAAUAAGGAUGAUCUGACGGUCGCUACGAGGAUAAAUAACGGUACGCUUGGUACUAAUGAUUGUUCCAGGGACGAUUUAGAUACGCACUUGGAGGCCACCCAGUCGGAGCUGGACCAAUUGAAGGACAUUUUGAGGAGUUGCAACGGGGUGGACGCUAACGCCUUACUCGGAGUAAGUAUCCCAAGAUUGUUUGCCGACGAAACGCCGUCGUUUGGGCUGCCCUACAAUCCCGGUGGCGACAACGAGAAGAAUAAUCCUUUGGAUACUGGACCGAAUGAUCCUAUGGUUUCUGGAAGCGAGUUGGCUACGUACGGGACAAAUCUGAUAGAUUUUAAUGAGUUAUUCGACGAUUCACUGGAUGGACAAGAAACGGUUCCUUCCAAAGAUUUGCAAACACAAAUUAGUAAUAGCACGAUAAAUACGCCGAUGGUUGUUAAGGAACAACCAGUUUUUCCCUCUCUGGGCAAGGAUAUGUAAUUUUUUUUAUAUCGUGAUUUUUGCUUAAAUUGACAGUAUUGAUUCAACGGGUUUUGCGAAAGUUUAAAAGUUCCCUCAAUAUUCAAACUAAUUAAUGGUUAAUUGUACUGCAUUUUCUACUGUCAAUCGUGCUUAAAUUACUAAAAUAUCAUCAAUUCAUUUGUUGUGCACCAAAUUUAUCGAAUUACAGUGUCGCUGAUUUUGAAUAAAUCCGAAUUUCCAGAAUAAGUUUAAAAAUAACGUAGGUAGCGUUGGAAAUCAUUGUUACAUUUUCAUUGCUUAUUUAAAAUGUCGAACAUGUAGGUAGUAAUGACACACAAAUAUUUUGAAUCUUAACAAACGCAUUUGAAACUUGUAUAAAGUUUAUAUUUAACGUAAAGUUUAAAUUAUUUUGCGGAGUAGUUAGAUAGAUGACUUGUAAGUAUGGAGACUGUGGCCUUUGAAAAUGACGAAUAUAUUUUUACACUCGGAAAUUGUUCUGAAAACAUCAAUUAUUCAAUUAGAUAAUUACACUUAGAGUAUAAUGAAUAUGAAAAUAUAAAUUUAAUCUCGUUUUUGAUAGAUGUUUGGAAAUGUAGAUAAUAUUUAUUAUUUCUAGUUACUCGAUUCUCAUAGAUUAAAUAGAAAGUUAAAUUUUUAUGUUCCCUUCGAUUUUUGUAUUUUACCAAUUUUUAAAAAGUUGAAUUGUAAAUUUAUAUUAAAUCGCCGUUUCCAUAUUAUAUUUAUUUUUCGAUCUUAGUCGUACAGGUACCUCUAUUAGUUAAAUGUAACAGUUUUUUUGUUAUUUGUUAAUAAAUUGGUAAGACAUU
Messenger RNA from Phyllotreta striolata, 2719 nucleotides. The record is from the annotation of a GenBank genome assembly. NCBI's taxonomy places the organism in Eukaryota, Metazoa, Arthropoda, Insecta, Coleoptera, Chrysomelidae.